Dipodomys spectabilis (banner-tailed kangaroo rat) is the source of this 514-nucleotide messenger RNA. It is a transcript of the gene Atp5if1, whose product is annotated as ATP synthase inhibitory factor subunit 1. The transcript is spliced from 3 exons. NCBI's taxonomy places the organism in Eukaryota, Metazoa, Chordata, Mammalia, Rodentia, Heteromyidae. The record is from RefSeq and is a predicted model, not a curated record. Gene Ontology annotation, cellular component: mitochondrion. The coding region runs from base 69 to 389 and encodes 106 amino acids. Gene Ontology annotation, biological process: negative regulation of ATP-dependent activity. Gene Ontology annotation, molecular function: ATPase inhibitor activity.
UCCUGGGUGUGAGCGCGCACACAAAAGCGGCCACGCUGAGAGCCAGGAGAGGUGCUGCGCUAGUCACGAUGGCUGGCUCGGCGUUGGUGGCUCGAGCACGGCUCGGCGUCUGGGGAUGGAGGGCCGUACAAACCCGAAGCUUCAGUUCCGACCAGGCGGAUGGUCCUGACCGGAGCGCAGGCGCCAUCCGGGAUGCUGGUGGGGCCUUCGGUAUGAGAGAGAAAGCUGAAGAGGAUCGAUACUUCCGAGAGAAGACUAAAGAGCAAUUGAAUGCCUUGAGGAAACACCAUGAAAAUGAGAUUGAGGAGCAUAAGCAAGAGAUUGAACGUCUGCAGAAGCAAAUUGAACGGCAUAAGAUGAUGAUCAAAAAACUACAAAAACAUGAUUAAAAGCGCGCACAGAUCCAAAAAAAAAAAUGGCAUGGAUGAUCGCCUACUUCUAUGUAGACAUAGUUCCUGUUAAAAUAAUACUUGGUCUCUGUGCUACUGACAUAAUAAAUUGCGAUCAUCAAACA